CCGGAGCGGCGGAAUCAGUUAUCAAUCGGUAAUCAAGCGAAGCGGCCGCGAAUCCCAAUCGUAGUAGACGUAGACUUCCCCGGGUUGACUUGUUCUCGAGUAGUAGUAGUUGGCUGUGAACGGUGACAAUCCGGGCUUCCCACAGGUGGUCCGCGCAAUAACUCAAUCAUCGAAGAAGGCCGUUCCGUAUAGUGCAACGGAACUACCAGUGCAAGUGUUUUUGGGGCGGACCGGAAGAAGAUUCACGCGUGUGCGCAACUCUAUGAUUAGCCGUUUGAGCAAGGAUUCCUUCGGAGGCUUCCAAGUGAUUCGGCAAAUAAGUGGCAGCGCAUCUCAGGUGGUUAGGUGCUAAUUGGGUGUGCGACGACACUGUCAACCGCAACCGUCAGAAUUUAGAUCAGUUCUGGUGCGGUAGUUUUCGAAGCUGGUCGAGUUAACCGAAGAAGAGAGAACGCGAUGAAGCUUUAUUCGACGGCGGUGGAAGCUGUGAUUGCAGCGGUGUUGAUUUUUGGAGUUCACAAUGCAUCGGUCAGCGGGCACCGAUUCGGCUACAGCAAACCGGAACAACGCCGAUGGUCCAAAUCCCACGAAAGCUGCGCCGGAAAGCACCAAUCACCGAUCGCCGUCACCAGCAGUAGGGCCAUUCCACUGAACAUGCCGGCGAUAGAAAUGGUCGGCUACAACAAUCUACUGCCGGGACCGAUCAAGCUGCACAAUAACGGACAUUCGGUAUCGCUGGCCAUACCGAAAACUGAUCCGUCCAAGGGAAAACAUCCGUACGUCUUCGGCGGCAAGUUGGAGAACGAAUACGAACUGGAAGGACUCCAUUUCCACUGGGGCGACAAGAACAACCGAGGCGCUGAGCAUGUGAUGAACGAUAUCAGAUAUCCUCUUGAAAUGCACAUCAUCCAUCGAAACAAAAAGUACAAAUCUGUGGGAGAAGCUCUCGGCUAUUCGGACGGUCUGACAGUACUUGGAUUCUUCUACCAGGUAACCGAACACGACAGCCACGAGAUCGCCUCCCUGAUGCGAACCUUCCCCAUGAUCGAGGAGUUCGACCAGCAGGUCCACCUGAAUCACACCUUCACGCUGAACUCGCUGCUGGGCAACCUGGACAUGACCCGGUUCUACACGUACAAGGGCUCUCUAACGACUCCACCCUGCUCCGAGGCGGUCACGUGGAUUCUCUUCCCCGAAGUGCUGGACAUUUCGAUUACGCAGAUUCGGCGCUUCCGAAUGCUGGACACCGGUCUGCACGGAUCGCCGAUGGUGGACAACUUCCGGGCCCUGCAGCCGCUGGGCAAUCGGAGAAUCUUCGUCCGGAAGGUCAACGCACGCAACACUGCCCUGGACUCGUUGCGCAGCGAAAUCGAUCACACCAAAUGGGAUUGGGUGUAUUGAAAAAAGGCGAACCAAAAUGUGGCCUUCGUACAGAAACAAGAUGUUUAAAUUAUUCGUAAAAGUUGGAUAAAAAGUGAAGAGAUGGAAAUAAAUGCAUGGUUACAUUACCAAAAACUAUUGUCGAUUUAGGAGCGAUGUGUGUUUUUCUCACACUUACUGUUAGGUAAAACAGAUCAUUUAAACGUACUCAAGUUCAUGUCUAAGUAUUAAAAUUUAGAUAAAAAUGUCUUCUUUUAUUUUAAUAGUAAAAGUACAGGCUUCUAAAAAGCGAAUGAAUACAAUAGGUGUAAC
Messenger RNA from Aedes aegypti (yellow fever mosquito), 1692 nucleotides. RefSeq names its product carbonic anhydrase 2 (gene CAH9). The transcript is spliced from 7 exons. The record is from RefSeq and is a predicted model, not a curated record. Lineage: Eukaryota; Metazoa; Arthropoda; Insecta; Diptera; Culicidae. Bases 457 to 1401 code for a protein of 314 amino acids. Gene Ontology annotation, molecular function: zinc ion binding; carbonate dehydratase activity. Gene Ontology annotation, cellular component: cytoplasm.